UUAGCCAUGUUUCCGAGCCCAUGGCAACAACCGCGUUUCACUGGAUCAUUUUAUCCAUCAUCAAUUCCCAUAAUGCUCCGAGAGAUGCCAAAAUAUUUAGGUUUUCUAGGUAUGAUGGCGCUAGGUGCUGUACACUAAAAAAAGAGUAACCGAAAGCCUGGUGGGACUUUUAUUAACUGCGAGGAAAAAACGGAGCGGCGACCUACUGAUGUUGAAAUCUAGCUGCUGAGAUUCAUGGAAAAAGGACACGACAGCUCCACCAGUAUGGCAACGUCAGAGCUGUACACAAAGUUUGCUCGGGUGUGGAUCCCUGAUGCAGAUGAGGUGUGGAAGUCAGCAGAGCUCACUAAGAACUACAAACAUGGAGAUUCCACCCUACACCUCACACUGGAGGAUGGAAUGGACAUUGAGCACAAGCUGGAUGAUAAGACAAAGAACCUUCCUCACCUCCGGAACCCUGACAUCCUGGUGGGGGAGAAUGACCUCACAGCUCUUAGCUACCUCCACGAGCCGGCUGUCCUGCACAACCUUAAAGUCCGCUUCACCGACUCCAAACUCAUCUACACGUACUGUGGUAUUGUGCUGGUGGCCAUUAAUCCCUAUGAGAACCUUCCCAUCUACGGUAGUGACAUCAUCAAUGCGUACAGCGGGCAGAACAUGGGAGACAUGGACCCUCACAUCUUCGCUGUGGCUGAGGAGGCUUACAAACAGAUGGCCAGAGAUGAGAGGAACCAGUCUAUAAUCGUAAGCGGUGAGUCAGGAGCAGGGAAGACUGUGUCAGCUAAAUACGCCAUGCGUUACUUUGCUACGGUCAGUGGAGCAGCCACAGAGGCCAACGUAGAGGAGAAGGUCCUCGCAUCCAACCCCAUCAUGGAGGCGAUAGGAAACGCUAAGACGACUCGUAACGACAACAGCAGUCGUUUUGGGAAGUACAUUGAGAUCGGCUUUGACAAACACUACCGGAUCAUUGGAGCUAACAUGAGGACAUAUCUACUGGAGAAGUCUAGAGUGGUGUUUCAGGCGGACGAGGAGAGGAACUAUCAUAUCUUCUACCAGCUGUGUGCGUCCUCCCAUCUACCAGAGUUCAAGAAUCUGAAGCUAGGUAGUGCUGAUGUCUUCCACUGCACCAACCAGGGCCGGAACCCAGUCAUCGAUGGAGUCGACGAUGCUAAAGAGAUGUGCACAACACAACAUGCCUUCUCACUGCUAGGCAUCAACGAGUUGAACCAGAAGGGGCUGUUCCAGGUCCUGGCUGCCAUCUUACAUCUGGGCAACGUGGAGAUCAAGGACCGAGACUCUGACAGCAGCAUCAUACCUCCCAAUAAUCGCCACCUGACGGUGUUCUGUGAGCUGAUGGGCGUGACCUACCAGGACAUGUCUCAUUGGCUGUGCCACAAGAAGCUGAAGACAGCCCAGGAGACCUACAUCAAGCCCAUCCCUCGGCUGCAAGCCUCCAACGCCCGCGACGCGCUCGCCAAACACAUCUACGCCAAAGUCUUCAACUGGAUCGUGGACCAUGUCAACAAAUCUCUGCGCGCCACCGUCAAACAGCACUCCUUCAUAGGAGUCCUGGAUAUCUAUGGGUUUGAGACGUUUGAGAUCAACAGUUUUGAGCAGUUCUGUAUCAACUAUGCUAACGAGAAACUGCAACAGCAGUUUAACAUGCAUGUGUUCAAGCUGGAGCAGGAGGAGUAUUUGAAGGAGCAGAUUCCCUGGACUCUGAUAGACUUCUAUGAUAACCAGCCAUGUAUCAACCUCAUAGAGGCCAAGAUGGGAGUACUAGACCUGCUGGACGAAGAGUGCAAGAUGCCUAAAGGUUCAGAUGACUCGUGGGCCCAGAAGCUGUAUAACACCCAUCUGAAGACCUGCUCUCUGUUUGAGAAACCUCGCAUGUCCAACAAAGCCUUCAUCAUACAGCACUUCGCUGACAAGGUGCAGUACCAGUGUGAUGGCUUUCUGGAGAAGAACAAGGACACAGUGAAUGAAGAGCAGAUCAAUGUCCUGAAGGCAAGCAAGCUAAAGUUGGACCUGCUAGUGGAGCUGUUUCAGGAUGAGGAGAAAGUGACCAGUCCGACAGGGACCGCUCCAGGAGGUCGAACACGACUCAGCGUCAAACCAAAAGAGAUCAGAUCUGGAGCAAGCAGCAAGGAGCACAAGAAGACUGUUGGCUGCCAGUUCCGGAACUCUCUGGCUAUGUUGAUGGAGACUCUGAAUGCGACCACUCCUCACUAUGUUCGCUGCAUCAAGCCCAACGACCUCAAGUUCCCCUUCACGUUUGACCCUAAGCGAGCGGUGCAGCAGCUCAGAGCCUGUGGUGUUCUGGAGACCAUCCGCAUUUCAGCCGCAGGCUUCCCAUCCAGGUGGACCUACCAGGAGUUCUUCAGUCGUUACCGGGUUCUGAUGAAGCAGAAGGACGUCCUGUCGGACAGGAGGCUGACCUGUAGGAACGUCCUGGAGAAACUGGUGCAGGACCAGGACAAGUACCAGUUUGGUAAGACUAAGAUCUUCUUCAGGGCUGGUCAGGUUGCCUACCUGGAGAAGCUGAGGGCUGAUAAGCUGAGGAAGGCGUGCGUCCGCAUCCAGAAGACCAUCCGCUGCUGGCUGGUACGCAAGAAGUACCUCCGCAAGAAGCAUGCUGCCAUCACCAUCCAGAGAUACACCCGCGGACACCAGGCCCGCUGUCUGGUUAAGUACAUGCGUCGUACCCUGGCAGCCAUCACUAUCCAGAAGUUCCAGAGGAUGUGUGUCCAGAGGAAACUGUACCUACAGAAGCAGGCUGCUGCCCUGGUCAUGCAGACUAUCCUCAGAGCAUACAUGGCCCGACAGAAAUACCAAGGGUUGCUGCGUAACCACAAAGCUGUGUUCAUCCAGAAACACGUGCGUGGCUGGCUGGCAAGACAGCGGUACAAGCGCUCUCUGCGAGCCAUCGUCUAUCUGCAGUGCUGCAUCAGGAGGAUGAAGGCCAAGAAAGAGCUGAAGAAGCUGAAAAUCGAGGCCCGCUCCGUUGAACAUUUCAAGAAACUUAACGUUGGCAUGGAGAAUAAGAUCAUGCAGCUGCAGAGGAAGUUAGACGAACAGGCUAAAGACAACCGUGUGACUAGCGAGCGGCUGAACUCUCUGGAGACGUCCCACGCGGUGGAGAGUGAGAAGCUGAAGGUAGAGGUGUCUAAGCUGAAGGGGAUAGAAGAGGAAGCCAAGAACAACGCCAACCGUGUCACUUCCCUUCUGGAGGAGCUGGAGAGGCUGAGGAAGGAGCUGACCACCACCCAGAAAGAGAAGAAGACCAUAGAGGACUGGGCUACCAAGUACAGGGAUGAGAUGGAAAAGAUGGUAGCAGAGCUGAAGCAGCAGAAUGGUCUGCUGAAGACCGAGAAAGACGACCUGAACCGAAUGAUCAAGGAACAGAGCCAGCAGAUGACAGAGAAAAUGACUCGUGCAUUAGUGGAGGAGACUCAGCAGUUGGAGAGCGAUCUGAACGAGGAGAGGUCUCGCUACCAGAACCUCCUAACAGAACACCUGAGACUGGAGGAACGCUACGACGACCUCAAGGAAGAAAUCACUCUCUCUGUGAGCGUGCCCAAGCCCGGCCACAGGAGAACAGACUCCACCCACAGCAGCAACGGAUCAGAGUGCACCUACAACUCCGAGUUCGCCGAAUCAGAAGAAAGUUCCCGACAUGGAGAAGAUGUGACCCGGGGCAUGGACACGUCUCUGACUCUGAAGCUGCAGAAGCGCGUGACCGAGCUGGAGCAGGAGAAAUCCUCUCUCCGCAACGAGCUAGAAAACAAGGAGGAGCAGUUCCAGCGGGCUAGAGUCAGGGAUGAUGAGGAGCAUAAGAAAUCACGUGGAGCAGAACUGGAGUACGAGUCUCUCAAGCGCCAGGAGCUGGAUUCCGAGAACAAGAAGUUGAAGCACGACCUGACCGCCAUGAGGCAGAGCCUGCUGGGUAAUGCAGGCGCUGGGGCGGGGGCACCAGGAAGUCCACCCUACAAAGUUCUCAUGGACCAACUGAACUCCUCGUGCGAGGAGCUGGAGGUGCGGAAAGAGGAGGUGCUGAUUCUACGAUCUCAACUGGUCUCACAGAAGGAGGCCAUGCAGCACAAGGAUGAGAAGGAGACAAUGACAGAGCCAGUGCACUAUGCAGAGGAUGUCCAUAAGAUGAAGGACUCUGGUGCAAUCACUCAGGCUUAUCUAGGACUCAAAGAGACCAACAGAUCUCCCAGGUUCUUGCGUAAACCACUAGAAGCCAAUGAGCUCCUUAAUCGCCUCAGAUCCCCCACUGCUGACUUCCAUAGGCUGAAUGAGGACGGAGAGCUGUGGCUGGUAUAUGAAGGGUUAAAGGAGACCAACAGACUGUUGGAGGGCCAGAUGCAGCAGCAGAGGCGUAGCUAUGACAACGAGGUGGAGGUGUUGCGAGGGGAGUUACAGAGUGUUAAAGAGGAGAAUAACCGUCAACAACAGCUGCUAGCCCAGAACCUGCAGCUCCCACCAGAGGCACGCAUAGAGGCUAGUCUACAGCAUGAGAUCACACGACUCACCAACGAAAACCUGGAGAUGCUGAGGACUGAGGAUCCAACAGCAUAUCGCAGCGCCAAAGUCAACAUAUUACGACGGAUGGUUGACCUCAUGGAACAGCUGGAGAAGCAGGAUAAAACUAUCCGUAAGCUUAAGAAACAGCUGAAGGUGUUCUCGAAGAAGAUUGGAGAAAUGGGAGCUGGCCAUGUUGAGACUAUAUCUCCGGGUCAGAUGGUUGAAGAGACGGUCCGUCCGGUGAACAUUCCUCGUCGCGAGAAAGACUUCCAGGGAAUGUUGGAGUACAAGAAGGAGGAUGAGCUGAAACUGGUUAAGAACCUCAUACUGGAGUUGAAGCCUCGUGGUGUAGCGGUGAAUCUGAUCCCAGGCCUGCCAGCCUACAUCCUGUUCAUGUGUCUGAGGCAUGCUGACUAUGUCAACGAUGACCAGAAGGUCAGAACGCUGCUCACAUCCACCAUCAACAGCAUCAAGAAGAUACUCAAGAAACGGGGGGAUGACUUUGAGACGGUCUCUUUCUGGCUGUCCAACACCUGCCGCUUCCUACACUGUCUCAAACAGUACAGCGGAGAUGAGUCGUUUAUGAAGCACAACACUCCUAAGCAGAAUGAUCACUGCCUGUCUAACUUUGACCUGGCUGAGUACCGUCAGGUCCUCAGUGACCUGGCCAUUCAGAUCUACCAGCAGCUCAUCAAAUGCAUGGAGAGCAUCCUACAGCCCAUGAUUGUCUCUGGUAUGUUGGAGCAUGAGACCAUCCAGGGUGUGUCGGGGGUUAAGCCAACCGGUCUGCGUAAACGGACAUCGAGCAUCGCUGACGAGGGAACCUACACGCUGGAAUCCAUCUUACGCCAGCUCAGCGCUUUCCACUCCACCAUGUGUCAGCACGGCACCGACCCUGAACUCAUCAAACAGGUUGUGAAGCAGCAGUUCUACAUCAUUGGAGCUGUGACUCUCAACAAUCUGCUGCUGCGUAAAGACAUGUGCUCCUGGAGCAAAGGCAUGCAGAUCAGGUAUAACGUGAGUCAGCUGGAGGAGUGGCUGCGUGACAAGUCUCUGAUGCUGUGUGGAGCCAAGGAGACUCUGGAGCCUCUGAUUCAGGCUGCUCAGCUGCUGCAAGUCAAGAAGAAGACGGACGAAGACGCUGAGGCCAUCUGCUCCAUGUGCAACAGCCUGUCCACAUCUCAGAUUGUGAAGGUGUUGAACCUGUACACUCCAGUCAACGAGUUUGAAGAGAGGGUGUCUGUUACCUUCAUACGAACCAUACAGACUCGUUUGCGGGACCGCUGUGAGACUCCUCAGCUGUUGAUGGACACUAAGAUUAUCUACCCAGUCACCUUCCCUUUCAACCCCUCCUCUCUGGCCCUGGAGACUAUCCAAAUACCAGGCUCCCUCAACCUAGCCUUCCUUACCCGCGUCUAACACACAACUAAUAGAUAGGCUAUACAUAGGUACACAUGCAAUCACAAACCAUUCUCUUCCUAACACAUCCAAACACUUACAUACAGUACACACACACAUACACACACUCAGCUUCCACCCUACGGUAGUCUUUAUGUCAGUAGUUGAAAGCCCAUCCUCCUCCGCGUGUACAAAUGCUCAACUCUAAGAGAAUGCACCGCUACAGGCCACCUUUUCUCCUAUCUUACCCCCUUUUACUAAGCUACACUCCCCACCUAAAACCCCAUUUAACACCUAGUACCGUGUUCCCCCAGUCCCCUUUUCUCCUCUGUGUUCUCUUCUCAAUCGUGUAGUGUUUUCUAGCAGUCCGGUUCUCCCAUAGGAAUGUAUUACGGUACACUUAAGCUAGCUGUCCAGGGCUAGCAUCACAGCUAGCUAGCUCCUUCAGCUGAGCUCAGCUAGCAUCUGUUGUGUUAUGAUAGGAUGCUAACGCUGCUACAGUUAUCUAGCUAGCAUCUGUUGUGUUAUGAUAGGAUGCUAACGCUUCUACAGUUAUCUAGCUAGCAUCAGUUCUGAGUACAUCGUUAUCAAGUCACCCACUGAACACAGUCAAGCCAAGUGCAGUACCCAUUGUCUGUACCAUACUUUUAUACAUAUAUAAAUACAUAUAAAUAUGAAUAUAUAAAUAUAUAUCACACUAGGGUGUUUUAUUUAUUGCAUUUAUCUCACUCCCUUUCCUAAAAUACGUUUUUCUUUGCAGACAGAAAACAUGGAUACCAUAGACAUGUAGGCUUAUCUCUCCAGCUUUCCAGACUGGUUCCAGACUGGUUCCAGACUGGUUCUAGACCGGUUCCAGACCGGAGAGAAGUAUGGCCGUGGAAAGACCACUAGAGUCCUAUAGUAUUAGAAUUAUGUCUAUAGCAGAUGAACUAUGUAGUCUCAUUUAAUUAGCGCUAUGUAAUGUAGGUUUUUAUUUGUUUAGCUCAUGAUGUAUUGUGCUUUAAGAUCUCUCUGCCGUAGCUUGGUCCUGUGUAACCUGCUUCUCUAGUAGAGCUGCACUUUAGCACCGCUGCACCAGAGGUUGAAAUGGAGGAUUAGACUGGAACAGAGGUUGAAAUGGAGGAUUAGACUGGAACAGAGGUUGAAAUGGAGGAUUAGACUGGAACAGAGGUUGAAAUAGAUAGAGGAUUAGACUGGAACAGAGGUUGAAAUAGAUAGAGGAUUAGACUGGAACAGAGGUUGAAAUAGAUAGAGGAUUAGACUGGAACAGAGGUUGAAAUAGAUAGAGGAUUAGACUGGAACAGAGGUUGAAAUAGAUAGAGGAUUAGACUGGAACAGAGGUUGAAAUAGAUAGAGGAUUAGACUGGAACAGAGGUUGAAAUAGAUAGAGGAUUAGAGGAUUAGACUGGAACAGAGGUUGAAAUAGAUAGAGGAGGAUUAGACUGGAACAGAGGUUGAAAUAGAUGGAGGAUUAGACUGGAACAGAGGUUGAAAUAGAUGGAGGAUUAGACUGGAACAGUGGUUGAAAUAGAUAGAGGAUUAGACUUGCAAUAGAUGGCUAGACUGGACGAGUAGUUUAGAUAGGUAUGGGGAUAAAACUAUCAGGUUUAGACGGCUUCAGCUACUGUACUUGCUUCUCCACUUUAACUAAGUAGUUUGGUUCCAAAACCCCUACAAGAGAACUCACUAACUCACACAAACACACACUAGUGACUGUUGUUAAAAACAGAAGCACACUGGAUCCUACAUAUCCACUACCACAGCGUUUCCCAAAACGAUUGGUCGCGGCCCCAUGUGGGGUCGCCUGCUUUUUAAAAAUGGGGUAAAAAAAAAUACAAUAAAACCGCGCUAUGUUCAUAGAACCAGGGUUACGUCAGUAACCUCCGGUAGCCUCUAGAUACAGUUGUAAUAAACAGAGCGGUUUCUGUUCUCUUCCUACAAAUGUGGCUCUAUCUUUUAAACGGUUCAAGAUACAAAAUAUUAUGACCCCAUCACUGAAAGAUAAGACUCUCAGGAACACGUAUGUGUCUUCUGUUUCCCUCUACAAUGGCCAGAAGCCUCAUUAGGACAGAGUGGACAAGACCAGGAACUAAAUCAGCUAAAACAAUAAGUUUACAUUAGCGUUGAUUACAUCACUUUUUUCUACAUGGUGGAGUCGUGAUUUUUUUUUUUAGAUCAAAAUGGGUCUGCGGACCAAAAGAGUUGGAACUCCUGCAGUACCAACUACUACAUAUCUUCACUUCUAAAUAUCUACAUGUCCUCGCCCCACCACUCUGUCUGCUCCACUCUCUGUAGGUAUUCCUUUCAGUAUUAUAGCCUUGGAAAGAGGUUGUGUGUGUUACUAAACCUGGUUACCACUGAGCCAGUCUGUUUUACUGUAGUUGCUCUCAUAAUCCAUCACAUUUAGACUCAAUAUCAACCAUGUCUUGAAUGUUUUUUCCCUACAGCCUGUAUGAUAAUGCUGUCAUGCCAGCUUUACUCCAGAAACUAAAUCACUGCUUUGUAGACAAACUAUUACAUGCCCUGGCUACAGUCUCUACUCUAACCUACUCUAUCGCUUACCCCCUUCUUUCAUUCCCUACUAACCUACAAUAACAAUUCCUUCACUGUCUCCCAAACCCCCUCUUCACUGUGUCCCAACAUCAGCCAAGUCUGUUUUCAUGGCUCUACUUUUAGAGAAAGCAGCCAUGUUGUUACUCAGCACCAGAUAGUGACCAGGAGAGGGCGACGUUGGACACUACGUAACAUGACUGUGACUUCUAUAGAACCAGACGUUCUGCCAGAUGUUCUAUAGAAUCAAAGAAGAUCUACAAACAUUCUAUUCACUACUACUAAGGUCCUUCUAACCUCUGACUGGUCAACCGCUGAGGGACAGAAAGGAUAGAACUACAUUUAUCAUCAUCGUUGCCUCUCUUCCUUACUUGUGCCAUCAGUGUUCACCCAUACCCUAACUGCUCAUCAACCAUCAACUUUAUUUAACCAUCAGCCUUAUUGUUUAACCUUCAACCUUAUUUUACCGUGAACCUUAUUAUUUACCGUGACCUUUAUUUGCCUACCAGCCCUGACCCUUUGAACUUUGUUUCCUGGCCUAUAGAGAGACACGCGGCUCAGAAAAACAUAUUAUUAUUACUAUCGUUGAUGUAGAAGUCAAAUUCAUGUUUAAACUUGUUUUGUGGUGCAAUUUAAUUAAUAAUCAUAUAUUUAUUAUUGGGACCACCAUGAGUGUAUUGUAUAAAAAUAAAAAAAUUGCCUUUUUGUAACAUUUUUGCAGCGUUGCAUUUUAAUGAAGGAUUUUUAGGAAUACGUUUUAAGUUGUUCAACAUGUGUAUAGUGAUACCAGAUCUAAAAUGCAUAUCUGCAUCUUGGACGAUACUGGAAAACGAUAGUGGAAUACUGCAAGUUCUACCCUUGUGAAUGUUUUAGAGCUGUUAUUGAUCAUGCAUAUAGGAGGACUUCAUUGUUACUCAUGUUUGGAACAAAGCCUUACAUAUGAUGUUAAAAACACUAUCAUCUCCUGUCUUUGUGUCUGUCUGUUACACAACUACUGUUUUAAAAAGUAGCAUUAUUAUUAUUGAAUGUUUUGACAAGUUGUCCUUAGAUCUUAUUUCAGAGGCUGGGAUGGAAGGAUUGUUUUGCUUUCUGUCUAGUUGCACUUUUUGAAAUAUUUACUGAACAAGUUAGUAAACGCUGAUAAAGUAAGUUAACUAUCUGAUAUGAUUCUCAUUUCUUUGAUCAUCAUGUGGUUUAUGUUCCUCCAGAGAGGUCAUCUAGCUGUAGUCAUUUACACAGUAGAAGGCUAUAGUCUUAGUGACUGUCCCAAAUGGUACCAUAUUCACUAGAUAGUGCACAACUUUUGACCAGGGCCCAUAGGGAAAAGGGUGCCAUUUGGUAUGUACCCUUACUCCAUUUCUAUGAUAAGCCUUAUUUAAGCAGUGUAGAUGGACCACUCUUCCCGCUCUCCUCUUCCCUUAUAGUGUCCCACUCUGUACAUGCCGUGUGCCUCAGACAGGCUUGUUCAUGUAGACACUCUGUACAUGCUGUGUGCCUCAGACAGGCUUGUUCAUGUAGACACUCUGUAUAUGCUGUGUGCCUCAGACAGGCUUGUUCAUGUAGACACUCUGUAUAUGCUGUGUGCCUCAGACAGGCUUGUUCAUGUAGACACUCUGUACAUGCUGUGUGCCUCAGACAGGCUUGUUCAUGUAGACAUUCUGUGGUACGACCGGUCUUCACCUCAUUUGAGAUUUACAUUUUAACAUCUCCAGAUGGUUAUUAAAAUAGAUAAUUAAUAGAUAAUUAAAAUCUCCCUUUUUAUGGUUUUGACAAUUGAGGUCAAUGCUAAAGUAUCACAUCAAGUCACGACAUCAUCACUAACCGACACAUCUCAUUGAUCUAAUGAUCUUCAGACUACAGUCCACCUGUGGUAGAGAUGCUGAACUCUGCUCUUCUCCUCUCCAUCUCCUCGCUUCUGUUCACUUCUUUCUCCUCUCUCCUCCCGUCUGUACAUCAGGAGAACUGGACUGUGUGUAUAAUUCCUGGUAGCUGUACUAAGUGAAUGUGUUCACCAUUAAGAAACUUGGAAUAAGUUUAAAUUGUCAAACCCUGUAAAAGACAAAUAAAGGAAUUCAGCACUGAA
Messenger RNA from Salmo salar (Atlantic salmon), 10561 nucleotides. The record is from RefSeq and is a predicted model, not a curated record. Lineage: Eukaryota; Metazoa; Chordata; Actinopteri; Salmoniformes; Salmonidae.